This is a messenger RNA of Mesorhabditis spiculigera, 828 nucleotides long. The record is from the annotation of a GenBank genome assembly. Lineage: Eukaryota; Metazoa; Nematoda; Chromadorea; Rhabditida; Rhabditidae.
AUGGCGACUCGGAAAAAACGAUACGAUCGCUGGAAUUCGAACACAAAACAAAAGUCCGUCGAAGCUGGCUUGAGCGGGUUAUUUUUUACUUGUCAUGGCGAUGAACGACGGGCGCUACGGGAAGCCUACACGAUCAUCGAGCAUUUCGCAGAAGGUGAUCGACCCGUACCCGCCCCUUCCCGAUCCGAGGAAACGCUUGAUACGGACACCGACUUUGAAAAGGAGUGCGUAUCCAUGCGUGGGAAGACUAACGAAGGUGGUGCAAGACCCAAGCAAAGACCAACUGGUGUCAAGAACUGCCUCUUCGUCGCCAUACAAGGCUGCGACUCCACAAAGCUGUCGCUUGAGAUAGUGGGCUAUUGCCAACAAGACUCCAAUUGUCGGUUUUUGGAUCGUGUUAUACCUGUGAACAUCACUUUGCCGGUUGACAUGGUCAAGUUGAACGACGUCAUUUUUGAGUUGGCGAAAAAGUAUCUCACCACUGAAGAAGCGGCGCCGCCAACCUAUGCGCUGGAGUUUAAGGUGCGUAACAACGGUUCCGUCGAGAAAGGAGCAGUUCUGGAAAUGCUGGAUGCAGCUGUCACUGCAGCCUGCCCAAGCGCCAAAGUCGAUCUGAAGCGGCCGAAGAUAACAUUCUUCAUACAGGCCGUCAAGACUAUAAUCAUGGCUGGCGUCGCAAUUGAUUAUCACGCAAGGCGGAAGUAUAACUUACACCCGCUAGAGGAAAAGAAGGAUGAUCAGACUGCCCAGACUGCCGAAAAAGCAUCAAUGGUGCCCGAUCAGAUUCCUGACGGCGGAAGCCCUUCGGAAAAACGACCAAGACUGGAA